UGUCCGUACUGUGUGUGCAGAAUUGUGCAGAGCUGUGCAGAGAUAGCUCAGGUUUGUGGGAGAUUAUUAGGCUAACAGUCAACGAUACCAAAUUCUUUAGUAGACUACCACCUAGCGUCGCUCAUUUGUGUGAUACAUCAUUAUAAAAUUAACCAUUUAAUGUAUUGAUCUGCCUUGACUUACUGGGCAGGGUGCUUGGGGACGUCAACUCGGAAAAGACGAAAAGGACUAAGAAUGGUCUUGCGCUAUGUGGGUAGACACCUCCUCACCAAUGCCCACAAUGCACUGGGAAUGCCCAGCCGAAGAGGAGGGGCUGUGUAUGGCAGUGCCUACGCUGUCCAGCAGGAGGAGAUUCGGCAAAAGCUGCAGGGAUUCCCCGGGGGGUCGAUCAACUUGGUGAAGCAAGAGUCUGGGAUCGGCGUUAUGACUAUUAGCAACCCAGCUCGUAUGAAUGCUUUCUCAGGAACCAUGAUGCUGGAGCUGCAGGAUCGGGUGUCCGAGCUGGAGGAGUGGACGGAGGGGAAGGGCCUCAUUGUCCGUGGGGACGCUGGAACCUUCUGCUCCGGUUCGGAUCUGAAAGCUGUCCAGGCUAUAUCUGACCCCCAGGAGGGGAUGAAGAUGUGCAUGUUCAUGCAGAAUGUGUUGACCAGGCUGCUCAGACUGCCCCUUAUCUCUGUUGCACUAGUGGAGGGAAUGGCUUUAGGGGGCGGAGCUGAGCUCACUACCUCCUGUGACUUCAGGUUGAUGACAGUUGGCAGUGAGAUCCGGUUUGUACACAAGCACAUGGGCCUGGUGCCUGGCUGGGGCGGGGCCGCCAGGUUGGUGCGGAUCGUGGGCAGCCAGAACGCCCUGAAGCUGCUGGCCGGUGCCCAGAAGGUAGACCCGGCCUACGGCCAACGGAUCGGGCUGUCAGACGGGACGGUGGGCCCCCGGGAUGGGGAGCAUGCGGGGGCGGGGGGGGCUCUGGGGGAGGCUGAGCAGUGGCUGAACACCUUCACCAGAGGCUCUGCGUCUGUGAUACAGGCAGCGAAGAAGGUGGUGCUCUCUGGAAGAGAGCUUCCCCUGGAGGACGCCCUGAGGACUGAGAGAGACGUGUUUGGGACCGUCUGGGGUGGGCCUGCAAACCUUGAGGCCUUGGCUCACAAGCCCAAACACAAGUGACCCUGAGCCCCUCUGUCCCAUCCCUGCCCCACCCCUGUCCCAAUGCAUUUUAACUGAUAGCCAAUACAUGCAUUACAGGCUAGUUUCAGCAUAUUGAGGUAAUUGCAUGUUAACAAAUUGGUUCUGUUGCGGACAAAUGUCUACCAUCACAUAGAUGGGUUGACAAUGAACUACAGUUGAACCUGGUGUGGCAUGUCCUCAUUUCCAGUCCCUUUCAUCCCUUUUAUUGUUAUUUUAGCUGCAGUUUCACUUUACGUUCUAUAUAUUUACAGUAAAUGAACCCUGGUGAUGUCAGAAUCAGGUUUGUAUCACCAUUUUGUCUGCUCAUUUGAUGAACAAGGCUGAAACCUGUAUUUCAAGAUUCCGCAAAGUGCCUUUAUGUAUACUCAAACUGUUGACUGGAGCAUAUAUACAACGGUUGCUGUGCCCGAGGUGCUUGCCAGAAUUGAUUUUCCCCUGUAGUGAAGUGAGGCUCUGACACUAUACUAUAAACAAGGUACACUAUCCAAACUACUCAAAGAGUGACUACAGGUUGCACACUAGGUUAAAAUUGUCAAAAUUGCCAAAAGCCAUACCAGCCUUCACUCUUCUCAUAGUGCUAAAGCAAAGCAGUUGCGGGCUUUGAGGAAAACUGUGUUGCUCCUGGGAGAGGUAUUUGUGGGCCAAUAGGGGAAAUUCUUGCUAGCAUAGUGAUGGGCCUACACUACCCCUUGUAUUCCCACCCAGUUUGAUUCCCCAAAAGAGAAUUCAGUUGGCCUUCUUGGUUAAAUAAUUUAAAAAAAAACUCUCUUGUCAGGUAAGGGCAUCCAAUAAAAUAAGUGAAAUUAUGUAUUGAAA
This is a messenger RNA of Conger conger (European conger), 1998 nucleotides long. It is a transcript of the gene echdc1, whose product is annotated as enoyl CoA hydratase domain containing 1. Gene Ontology annotation, cellular component: cytosol. Gene Ontology annotation, biological process: fatty acid beta-oxidation. The record is from RefSeq and is a predicted model, not a curated record. The coding region runs from base 235 to 1161 and encodes 308 amino acids. Gene Ontology annotation, molecular function: enoyl-CoA hydratase activity. The transcript is spliced from 6 exons. NCBI's taxonomy places the organism in Eukaryota, Metazoa, Chordata, Actinopteri, Anguilliformes, Congridae.